Messenger RNA from Microtus ochrogaster (prairie vole), 348 nucleotides. It is a transcript of the gene Uts2b, whose product is annotated as urotensin 2B. The record is from RefSeq and is a predicted model, not a curated record. Gene Ontology annotation, molecular function: G protein-coupled receptor binding; hormone activity. The transcript is spliced from 4 exons. Gene Ontology annotation, cellular component: extracellular region. Bases 1 to 348 code for a protein of 115 amino acids. NCBI's taxonomy places the organism in Eukaryota, Metazoa, Chordata, Mammalia, Rodentia, Cricetidae. Gene Ontology annotation, biological process: blood vessel diameter maintenance; regulation of blood pressure.
AUGAAGGUCUUUUCAACCUCUCUCUGCUUCGGACUCCUGGCUUUGCUGUCUGUGAUGAACCUUUUAAAAUCUGCGCAUGGAAGACAACCUCUGAUCGCAGGACAUGAGCUGUUUCCAGCUAACGAACACACAAUUCAAGAGAAACUCCUGCUGGCUCUGCUGAGCCACCACCCCGGUUUCCAGAGGCCCUCCCACACCGGUGUAGAUCUGCCCAUUAGCCCAGAAGACCUUAAACAGCUUGUUUUUGGAAAUACUGUGUCUGAGUCUUCUCUGGAUAUCCAAAAGGAAAGAGCACCUAGGAAGAUGAAUAUUCUCUUGCUUCAAGUUCGCCUCUGUUUCCGGCCUUAA